AUGUCACUGAGGCGCCAUGAUACUAUCCGGAAUACCAUCCAUGGGAUGCGUUCACUGGGCAAGGCAUUCAAGGAGUCGACACUUUCCACCGCAGACGACGCGAUCCGGAGGACAAGGGAAAGAAACAGGACCAUCGUGUUCUUGUCAAACUUGCUUGACGCCCUCAAAACAGUGGCAGAUCCUUUCCUUAGUUCCUUUUUACUUGACCAGCUUGAGAUCGAGAUCCACCAAGGCCUCACUGGGGACCAGGUGCUCAUGGGUCCAAUCUUUAGACCGUGGUCUGCUGAGCAGAUCAACGCUCAUCCCAUUGAUAUGGACAAACACGGCACUUCCCAAUCCCUUCGCCGGUCCAAGCACGCUAUUGACUUUGGUUCUCCCGUCCCUGGACUGUUUGACGGUCCUGCAGGACGCGUGGCCCGUGUUUCUGGCCUCAUCGUUCAGCUGAUGCACUGCCCUCGUAAGCCAUCUGGCGCAUCACUAGCGAACAUUGCGGGCUGGAGACACUCCGACUGCUGGUUUCGUCCCAGCAAGAAGUCCCCUCACGUCAAAGUUUUGAUGAGGAAUACAAUCGAAGCGAAGGAGGGUGAACCCAGUCGAGAAGAGAUCUUUGUCAUUGCAUACAUGAUGAUUCACCGCCUGCAGUCGGAGGGCAUGGACAAACAUGUCAUUGCUCCCGUCAUGUUGCUUUCGAUCAUGGCUGAGUGUCACGGUAGGAUCCUUAUCGCGUAUUGCGAUGGUGGCAAACUAGUGGUCCAAAUGUCGGGACUCCAGUGCUUCUACAGUCGCUACCAAGAUUCGUACACGCUUAUGAUGAGAUACAUGGCCGCGGGUGACGAAGGAGAUACAACCACCCUGCUGGCCAAGCGGGACCCCUAG
Messenger RNA from Aspergillus terreus NIH2624, 876 nucleotides. RefSeq lists its product as uncharacterized. Bases 1 to 876 code for a protein of 291 amino acids. The record is from RefSeq and is a predicted model, not a curated record. Lineage: Eukaryota; Fungi; Ascomycota; Eurotiomycetes; Eurotiales; Aspergillaceae. The transcript has 3 exons.